GGUAACUGUCGUAAAGUCUUGAUUUACGGCACACGAAAACUAAACCAGUGCUACACGUUAGUGCAGACUGGCUCAAAGUAACAUUUUUUGAAGCUUCUUUUUGGGGCAAACCUUUCCGAUCGGGAUGCUCUACCUGAUCGGGUUGGGUCUGGGGGACGCCACCGACAUCACAGUGAAAGGUCUGCAGGCCGUGAGGAAGUGCUCCCGGGUCUACUUGGAGGCCUACACCUCCGUGCUAACUGUGGGCAAGGAAGCUUUGGAGGAGUACUACGGUAAGGAGCUGAUCCUGGCCGACCGGGAUCUGGUGGAGCAGGAAGCUGACGAGAUCCUUAAGGACGCCAAAGAGACAGACAUAGCCUUUCUGGUGGUGGGAGACCCCUUUGGCGCUACCACUCACAGUGACCUCGUCCUCAGAGCGGUGCAUGCUGGGAUAUCAUACCGGGUCAUCCACAAUGCCUCCAUCAUGAACGCGAUUGGCUGCUGUGGCCUGCAGCUGUACAACUUUGGGGAGACGGUUUCCGUGGUCUUCUGGACGGACACAUGGAAACCCGAAAGCUUCUACGACAAAAUCUGUAAAAACCGAUCAGCUGGACUGCACACUCUUUGUUUACUUGAUCUCAAAGUGAAGGAACAGUCAGUGGAGAACAUGAUGAGAGGGAAGAAGAUCUACGAGCCUCCUCGCUUCAUGAGCGUGUCGCAGGCGGCCAACCAGAUGGUCCAGAUCGUCCAGAGGAGGCGGGAGCAGGGGGAGGAGCUUGGCGGUGUGACGGAGGACACCGUGUGCGUAGGCGUGGCCCGGCUCGGCGCUGACGACCAGAAGAUCUGCACGGCCACGUUGGGUCAGCUGGUGUCAUGUGACCUCGGCGCGCCGCUCCAUUCGCUGGUGGUCACCGGCAAGCUCCACCCCCUGGAGGUGGACAUGUUACGGCUCAACGCUCAACCGGACGCACUGCGGCACCUGAGCAUGGAGGACGGCUCGUAACACACACACACAUAUGUUAUCAUUUGGAAUGGGGAGCAAGUUUUUGAUCAUGACUUGUACAGGUUGUGGAGGCAUAAAAAAAUGUUGUAAAAUGUCCACUGCCCAGUUAGCUCAUACACGUCUUUAAAUCUCUGGAUUGAUGAAGUAAUGUGCUGAUCAUUCUUACUGGGGACCCUGGGGAAAAAAGAGUUAAUAUGGUUCAUGGGGACCACUUUUAAAUAAUAUUGCAUAAUUCACACAAAUUUGUACGUGACUACUGAGGACCAUUUAAAAAAAAAAAAAAAAAAAAAAGUUCUAAUUAAAUAUGACAUGAUCCUCAGAAUCAUUUAAAAAGGUUUCCCUUUAGGGGACCUGUUUUUUUGUCCCCAUACCGUCAGAGGUCCCCUAAAGGUGACUGUGUAAACAGAGCCAUGUCCCCAUUAAGUAAGCAUUGCCAGAACACACACACACUAGAAAAACUGAGUCAUUAUGUGACAUCCACUCAUUCCUCCUCAAAACAGGAAGUGAGCCAAAGAACUUCAAAAUAAAGCCAGUCUUCUUUAAUAUUC
Messenger RNA from Nerophis lumbriciformis (worm pipefish), 1530 nucleotides. RefSeq names its product diphthamide biosynthesis 5 (gene dph5). Gene Ontology annotation, molecular function: diphthine synthase activity. The record is from RefSeq and is a predicted model, not a curated record. Gene Ontology annotation, biological process: protein histidyl modification to diphthamide. Lineage: Eukaryota; Metazoa; Chordata; Actinopteri; Syngnathiformes; Syngnathidae.